CCCUAGGUGGCUCUUUUUAAUGCAGUAGUGCCAUUAGCUGGCUGAAGACUAAACAUGAGAAUAGCAGGUGCUGCAAAGUUGGUAGUAGUCGUAGCAAUAUUUUUAUUGACAUUUUAUGUCAUAUCUCAAGUGUUUGAAAUAAAAAUGGAUGCAAAUUUAGGACACAUAUUUGCUAGAUCAGCACUGGAUGCAGCUGCACGCUCUACAAAACCUCCAAGAUACAAAUGUGGGAUCUCUAAAGCUUGUCCUGAAAAGCAUUUUGCGUUCAAAAUGGCAAGUGGAGCAGCGAAUGUAGUUGGACCUAAAAUUUGUGUAGAAGAUAACGUUUUAAUGAGUGGAGUUAAAAAUAAUGUUGGCAGAGGAAUAAAUGUGGCCUUGGUCAAUGGUAAAACAGGAGAACCAUUAGACACUAAAUUCUUUGACAUGUGGGGAGGAGAUGUGGCACCGUUUAUUGAAUUUCUGAAGUCUAUCCAGGAUGGAACGAUAGUGUUAAUGGCAACAUAUGAUGAUGGUGCAACUAAGCUUAAUGAGGAAGCACGGAAACUGAUCGCUGAAUUAGGAAGCACAUCUAUUACUAACCUUGGCUUUAGAGACAACUGGGUCUUCUGUGGUGGAAAAGGAAUUAAGACUAAAAGUCCAUUUGAACAGCAUAUAAAGAACAACAAGGACACAAACAAGUAUGAAGGCUGGCCAGAAGUUGUUGAGAUGGAAGGGUGUAUCCCUCAGAAGCAAGACUAAAUGAAAACAAAAGGAAAGGAGAAAGAAUAUGGAAGAAAAUCCUCUUUCUGCUAUCAUUAGGGAGAGGGCUAUGAAGGAGACUAUACUGUAAAUAAUAUUUUUAAAGCAUGCAACCAUCUUGUCGGUGUGUGCAUGAGCACUGACAUUUUGAAUAUUGAGAUUAUUUAUUGCUAACACACAUAGAAAUCCUUUUUGUAAAUAUGUCCAAACUAAAAGAAACAUCAAAUCAUUUCUAUGCAGGUUUCUUAAAAGCACACUAGUUUGUCUGUGGUAAAUAAUAUCUUGUAGAUCGACUGGUUAAUAAAAUGCAUAUGCAGGUAAUAAACAGAUCCUGACAAAUGUUACACUGUUCUCUUAACAGCAUAAUGUUGCUGUGAGUAUGUAACCUUUGUGGAAUAUUGUAGAUUUUAGUGAUAAGUUAAUAAAAAGCUUUAAUUUUUUUUAUCCUCUGCCUUUUUAAUGGCAGCAUCACUUUUUAUUAAAGCUAUUUGGUUAUUCUAA
Molecule: messenger RNA, 1239 nt
Organism: Opisthocomus hoazin
Lineage: Eukaryota; Metazoa; Chordata; Aves; Opisthocomiformes; Opisthocomidae
Source: RefSeq, a predicted model, not a curated record